GGGCGCCUGGGAACGCCAUUUUCACGCACCGCGCAGUCAGUCAGUCAUCCAGCCAAUGGACCUAUGCAGUGGACUAGCGAGCUGUCAUCUUCUCGGGCGACUAGUCAACUUUUCAUUUAGCCCCAUGAAGCCCCUACGAAGUUAGCUUUUCGGACUUUUUUCCUGCCAUGGAACCAAAGGAAAGCAGGCUUUUCUUGAAUGGCUCUGAGUAAAGCCAGUGUUUUGACACUUAGGUGGCUAGCUAUGUAGCUAGCUAGCUGGACAUCAUAAACGGCGGUUGAUGCAGUGAAGCCCAGCGUCAGUCGGCAGAACAUAUUCCAGCCGGACACAGUUUGGAAAUAGUGUUUUAUAACUUACAUAUAUAUAUUUUUACAUUUAUUGGCAAGGGUUGUCUGCAAAGCAACAACACUGCCAUUAAAAAAAACGGGAUUUAAACGGUAAAAAGGCGAGGAAAACGGACGUUACGGUGAAGCUAAAUUGGCAACGGAUGUUCCAGAGAACGGAUGCGUGAGGACAUGUCCACCAUGGUGUGUGUGAAGGAGGAGGAGGACCCUGGGGAGAAGCUGUCCCAGGAUGAGAUCAUCUCCCGGACCAAGCAGGUGAUCCAGGGGUUGGAGGCUCUGAAGCAGGAGCACCACUCCAUCCUGGGGGGCCUGCUGGGCACGCUGCGCUGCCUGAAGCAGGAGGAGGAGGGCGUCCUGGUGGAGGAGAAGUCCCACAUGAUCCGCAAGUCCCUGGAAAUGCUGGAGCUCGGGCUGAGUGAGGCACAGGUGAUGAUGGCGUUGUCGAGCCACCUGGCCUCGGUGGAGUCGGAGAAGCAGAAGCUCCGGGCCCAGGUCCGACGGCUCUGCCAGGAGAACCAGUGGCUGAGGGACGAGCUGGCCGGGACGCAGCAGAAACUGCAGAAGAGCGAGCAGAGCGUCGCCCAGCUGGAGGAGGAGAAGAAGCACCUGGAGUUCAUGAACCAGCUGAAGAAGUACGACGAGGACUUGUCCCCAUCUGAGGAUAAGGACUCUGAUUCCAGUAAAGAGACUCUCGACGAUCUCUUCCCAGAUGACCAGGAUGACCAAGCCCCAGGCAUCCAGCCGACACAUGGCAGCGCCGCGGCGGCUGCUGCCCAGCAGGGAGGCUAUGAGAUCCCAGCCCGUCUGAGGACUCUCCACAACCUGGUGAUCCAGUAUGCGUCCCAGGGCAGGUACGAGGUGGCUGUGCCCCUCUGCAAACAGGCCCUUGAAGACCUGGAGAAGACCUCUGGACACGACCACCCAGACGUGGCCACCAUGCUUAAUAUUCUAGCCCUUGUUUACAGGGAUCAGAACAAAUAUAAGGAGGCAGCCAACCUGCUGAAUGAUGCUCUGGCCAUCAGGGAGAAGACUCUAGGCAGGGACCACCCAGCUGUUGCUGCCACCCUCAAUAACCUGGCCGUCCUGUAUGGGAAGAGAGGAAAGUACAAAGAAGCAGAGCCACUGUGCAAGAGAGCGCUGGAGAUCAGAGAAAAGGUGCUGGGGAAGGACCACCCAGAUGUGGCCAAGCAGCUGAACAACCUGGCCCUACUGUGCCAGAACCAGGGCAAGUACGACGAGGUGGAAUACUACUACAUGAGAGCGCUGGACAUCUACCAAACCAAACUGGGCCCUGAUGACGCCAACGUAGCCAAGACCAAGAACAACCUGGCGUCCUGUUACCUGAAGCAGGGCAAGUUCAAGCAGGCUGAAACUCUGUAUAAAGAGAUCCUCACCCGCGCUCACGAGAGGGAGUUUGGCUCUGUCGAUGAUGAGAACAAACCAAUAUGGAUGCAUGCUGAGGAGAGAGAAGAACAGAGCAAGGGAAAGCAGAAGGAUGGCUCACCAUUUGGAGAAUAUGGAGGCUGGUACAAAGCCUGCAAAGUUGACAGCCCCACAGUGACCACCACCCUGAAGAACCUUGGUGCCCUCUACAGGCGCCAGGGCAAGUUUGAGGCGGCCGAGACUCUCGAGGAGGCUGCCAUGCGUUCCAGAAAGCAGGGUCUGGACACAGUGCAUAAGCAGCGCGUGGCAGAGGUCCUGAGCGAGCCGGAGGCCCGUGAGAAGCAGCGAAGCCGCGAGAGCUUGACCUCUGACACGGUGAAGUACGAAAGCGGGCCGGACGGUGGCGAGGAAGUGAGUAUGAGCGUCGAGUGGAACGGGGCAUAACUCCAGAUGCCUUGUAAUGGUUCUAAAAAACUUGUCUUCUGCAUGACGGACGCCUCACUUCGCCUCAGCCCCUUCAGCUUCGCAGUUUUCUUCAACUAUGAACCCUCUCUCUCUCUCUCUCUCUCUCUUUGUGCUGGGUUUUGGGAGGAAACUGUGGUGACAGCUUGUGUAUCUAAAUCAAAACCCCUGCUUCCUACUCGUCUCUGAAGCUCUGUGCUCGACUGUGUGUAUCUGCGGUGGGUGGGAGAGGACGGGGCUGAUGUUUCUUUAUGACAACAUUAAACUCUUUAUCAAGUUGUUUCUGGUGCCAUUUAACAUUAGCCUCUGCUUCUCUACUUCCUCUCUGGUGUCCUCUAACUGUACUUAAAACUUGUCCUCUCAGCUAUCCUUCAAACCAUAACUCUCUCUAUUUUGACCUGGACUCUGAACUUUCCAAAUCCCACCCAAAAACAACAAUUCUGACCCAGAACAACACCUGUUGCUUCAUUUCAAAGUGAUUUGCUUCCUUAGAGCUUAAAAGAAAUGGUAGAAAAAGCUGAUUGGUCGCUCCAAAAAUACACUUACCACUCAACCUUUGUCAUACACAUUCCAGGUAUAAAAUGGCCAGAAUUGAACACUUCAUCCACCCACCUUGCUGUCUCUCUUCCUAUAGAGGGUAGAAGCUUCUCUCGUGCAUUCAGUUUGAUUUAGCAUUCACACCUAAUCGUCAUUAGUGGUACCCCAAAGCGCAUGGUGAUUCUUAACAUGCUGUAAAUAACAGCGUAACUCGUCAGCAUGAUCGAGAAGCAUCCUGGCUUGUGGCUUUAUUAGAGUUUAGUCAUUAGUUCUGCACUCUGUGUCAUCUGGUGGCAAAAUUAGAAAGAUAUUAACUAAUGUUGAGAUGUUGUGAUGUCACAGAGAGGACACGUCAAACGUAAUAGGAUGAAUGCACAAUGUGUUCUUACUCUGACAUAAUAGUUUAUCUGAUAAAGUUCUGACGUUUUCAAGUAAAUGUCAAAGUUGAAAGGUAAAAGAAGUAAACAUGGUGCAUCCAGCCUGUUACCUUCUGUAUAUCUCUGUAUAUAGAUGUCAGGAUGGGUGGAGGUGUUGUGGGUAAACAAGCAAUGUUGCAUUUGUUGGAAAUUUGGGAUUUGAAAUAGUCUCCCCAUCUCUGUUGUCGGCUCCUUGCUAAUGAUCUUUCUGUGUGUCCCUCCUGUCCUGUUUCUGCAUCUUUCUUAACUUCUAAUAAAACCUAAACUCUUUGCUCACCUGAAA
Etheostoma cragini (Arkansas darter) is the source of this 3425-nucleotide messenger RNA. RefSeq names its product kinesin light chain 1a (gene klc1a). Gene Ontology annotation, cellular component: membrane-bounded organelle; cytoplasm; kinesin complex. The coding region runs from base 504 to 2171 and encodes 555 amino acids. The transcript has 14 exons. Lineage: Eukaryota; Metazoa; Chordata; Actinopteri; Perciformes; Percidae. The record is from RefSeq and is a predicted model, not a curated record. Gene Ontology annotation, molecular function: kinesin binding. Gene Ontology annotation, biological process: axo-dendritic transport.